Molecule: messenger RNA, 1155 nt
Organism: Fusarium odoratissimum NRRL 54006
Lineage: Eukaryota; Fungi; Ascomycota; Sordariomycetes; Hypocreales; Nectriaceae
Exons: 8
Coding region: 39-1046 (335 amino acids)
Molecular function (GO): methyltransferase activity
Source: RefSeq, a predicted model, not a curated record
AGUUUUUAACAUUGCGUGAUUAAAUAAUUUGCAUCAAAAUGGCAGAACCAACUAUCAACGCGGAGCCUGACCUAGUACCGGAUGAACAGUCUGACGAAGAGCAUGACUCAUCUAUGGGAUUGAGCUUAGCGUCCACGUCUGAGAGCUUAAGAAGCUCCAUUCUGGACUAUCGAAAAGAAAACGGCAGGACCUAUCAUCGGUAUAAGGAUGGGAAGUAUAACCUUCCUAAUGACGACGUCGAGAAGGAGAGACUUGACUUGCAGCAUAACUUGUUUAUUUUGAUGCUCGAUAACAAACUCGGUCUCGCACCUCCGAAUGAUCCUAAUUCUAAGGCCAAGCGUGUUCUUGACGUUGGCACCGGGACAGGAAUAUGGGCCAUCGACUACGCAGACGAACAUCCGGAAGCAAAAGUGAUUGGUGUCGACCUUUCGCCUAUCCAACCUGAUUUUGUUCCUCCGAACGUGGAGUUCUUCAUCGAUGAUAUCGAAGAGCCGUGGAACUUCUCUGAGCCAUUCGACUACGUUCACAGUAGGAUGAUGACGUUUAGCAUCAAGAGCUGGCCGAACCUUGUGAGCAGCAUUUACGACAAUCUUGUGCCGGGUGGUUACGUGGAGCUUCUUGAAAUCGACCUUUUCGCUCAUUCAGACGACAGCACCCUAACCGAGGAUCAUCAUCUCUCCAAGCUUAUCCACCUUCUUGACGAAGCAUCCACCAAGAUUGGUCGCCCAUUCCAGGAUAAUAAAAAGAACAAGGACAUUCUGCGCGAUGCGGGAUUCGUGGAUAUUGUAGAGGCUGUUUUUAAGUGGCCGACGAACCGCUGGCCUCUGGAUAAAAGGUAUAAGGAGAUUGGUGAGUGGAACAAUCUCAACAUGGAUAGUUUCAAGGGUCUUGAAGCACUGUCCAUGGCAGCUUUGACGAGAGUUCUUGGGUGGAGCCAGGAAGAGGUUACCGUCUUUUUGGCAAAGGUCAGAAGGGACCUGAAUGACAGGACCAUUCAUGCUUAUUGGCCGGUAUACUCAACUUAUGGAAGAAGACCUCUCGAUUGAGACGGCGAUGAAGUGUUCAGCACUCUCAUCAAAAGAUGUUGAGGAAUAGUGGCAUUGUUUAUUAAUAUUGUCAUAGAUGUUUAUCAAACCCAGUGCUUCGACCUAGAGA